Messenger RNA from Eptesicus fuscus (big brown bat), 3774 nucleotides. RefSeq names its product zinc finger CCCH-type containing, antiviral 1 (gene ZC3HAV1). The coding region runs from base 392 to 3406 and encodes 1004 amino acids. Gene Ontology annotation, molecular function: metal ion binding; NAD+ poly-ADP-ribosyltransferase activity. The record is from RefSeq and is a predicted model, not a curated record. The transcript has 13 exons. NCBI's taxonomy places the organism in Eukaryota, Metazoa, Chordata, Mammalia, Chiroptera, Vespertilionidae.
CGCACCAGCGCCUGCGGAUCACUUCGGUUCUACUUCUUUCCGACGGAGCCUCGCCCCGCGCAGCUGGGGAACCCUGCGCUCGCCAACCUAGAACCCAGCGGGAGCCGCUGGCCCGCCCGCGCAGUAGGCCGCCUUUCCACUCGGUUUGCCGUCGCGGUGGACUUGAAAUCGGACUCCGGGGUCGGGGUCGGUGGAUCUGCCCUCUGGCCCCGGAGCCGAGUGGGAAACCGAAACCGCCGGGCUCCGCUAACGGCGGCGGAGAGCGCGCGCUCGCGAACCCCGCGCCCCGCCCGAGCGCCGCCCGCGCCCGCCCCCGGGCUCCGUAAGUUUCGAUUCCUCCCGGAGCGAGCGGAGUCGCGCGCCGCGGGCCAGUCCAGCGCCGAGCUGCGCCAUGGCGGACCCGGAGGUGUGCAGCUUCAUCACCAAAAUCCUGUGCGCCCACGGGGGCCGCAUGGCCCUGGACGCGCUGCUCGACGAGAUCGCGCUCUCCGAAGCGCAGCUCUGCGAGGUGCUGGAGGCGGCGGGGCCCAGCCGCUUCGUGGUGUUGGAGACGGGCGGCCGGGCCGGGGUCACCCGGUCCGUGGUGGCCACCACCGCAGCUCGGGUCUGCCGUCGCAAGGUCUGCCAGGUAGAUUGCGGAAACCUGCACCUCUGCAAGCUCAACCUGCUGGGCCGGUGCCACUAUACGCAUACGGAUCGACAUUUGUGCAAAUAUUCUCACGAUGUUCUCUCAGAAGAGAACUUUAGAGUCCUGAAACGUCAUCAGAUCUCUGGACUGAACAAAGAAGAAUUAGCAGUGCUUCUCGUCCAAAGUGACCCUUUUUUUUUGCCUGAGAUAUGCAAACAUUAUAAGGGAGAAGGCCGAAAAAAGAUUUGUGGCCAGCAGCCACCGUGCGAAAGACUCCACAUUUGUGAACACUUCACCCGAGGGAACUGUGGUUUUGCCAACUGCCUCCGGUCUCAUAACCUAAUGGACAGAAAGGUGCUGGUGAUGAUGAGGGAGCACGGACUGAGCCGGGAAGUGGUGCAGAACAUCCAGGACAUCUGCAACAGCAAGCACAACCCGAGAAGGACCGGGUUGAGAGGUCCUUCACAUAACCGGGACCCAGCAUCUAGAGGCAGAAGCAAGAGUAGAGAUCGAUUCUUUCACGGCAGUCAGGAAUUCCUUCCAUCUGCCGCAGCUUCAACCGAGACACCCGGCAUACCCAGUGCAGACCAGAUCGGCCGCAGGUCUCCCCAGGAUGAUGUGCCUGUAGAGGAUCUCACCAGCAAGUUCAAGCAUUUGGGAAGUCAAGAUGGCCCUCAGCCUUCCUCAGCCUCACCCAAGGCCACCAAUCUGGGAGGAAGCGGGCCAUUGGGAGGAACCCGAAGGUUUUCAGAGAAUGGCAGUCCAGAGGGCCUCUUCUAUGGCAGUACCGCCAGCCGUCACCUCACUUCUGAUUUACCACCAGCUUUCAACCAGAAGGUGCCCACAUCCUGGCCGAAUGACCAAGACACCAGUAGAGAGAGUUCGUUUUUUCCGAGUCAGGCUGCCUCCUACUCUCCUCUUGGUUCUCUGCAAACAUCUGAAACCGUGACCACCAGAAAAGGUGUGGGCCUGCUGUCCCCGGGCCAUAUGAAUAUCGAGGGCACAAGUGGGAAUCCAGAAGUCCAGCGCUUCCCACUUUCUGAUAAUAAUUCGGAUGGAAUGGCCACAGAUACCACGUCCGUGAGAUCUUUAAAUUACAAAACCACAACCAGUCGACAGAGGGAAAAUUCAUUACCUAGGAAUCAGGAAGUCAGAGCCACUCACCCUACUCUUGACCCGGUCAUUGUAGAUGGCAGUAAACACAGAGAGCAGGUAUUUUGUGCUAGUAAAUCUGUCCACAACACAACAAACGGCUCUACUAAAGUUACAUUUGAAGCUACUGAUGUCCCUGAUUUCGACUUAACAUCCGCAGUCAGAGCCAGAGCAGAGAAAGAUAUGUUACGCUCUACAAGUCAGAAUCUGAGACCCCAGGCCCUGCGCUCACUGGGGGAGACCACUGCCCACACAUCAGUGAGCACUGUGCCCAAGGUAUCACCUUCGACACCUUCCUCAAACAAUAGAGCUACAGCCUCUGAGGCCCAGGGUCGGAACUCUGCUCAAAUGCCUGUCACCUCUGCCAGUGAGCUUGCCAGGAGGACAGCCGGCUAUGCGCUGAAUUCUGCAUCUGACGUCGCAAAUACCGAGGAUGAUCCUGGUUCAAAGGAAAUUUGUCUUGACCAUCUGUAUAAGGGUUGUCAAUAUAGGUGCAACAAGGUUCACUUCCACCUGCCCUACCGGUGGCAGGUGAUGAAUGAAAACACCUGGGUGGACCUCCAGCCCAUGGAGAAUAUUGAGAAGGCCUAUUGUGACCCCCAAAUCUGCAGCAUUCCUUUCGGAAAUUUAAAAAUCAAUUUCCAGAGAAUGACUUGUGGUUUUAAUCCCAUCCGACGUAUCUCCACACCUUCGUCUGUCACACUGCCGGAUAAUUCUGUCUUCACCACAAAAUGGGUUUGGUAUUGGAAGAGUGGAUCUCACAGAUGGGUUCCGUAUGGGGAGAAGGGAGACAAUCAGCAAAUUUCGAGCAUCGAUUCCUCAUACCUGGAGUCUGUCUUCCUCUGCACUCCGAGGGGCAUUGUGCCGUUUCAAGCGGGUUCUGAGAACUUUGAGCUGAGUUUCCAAGGGAUGAUGCAGACAAACAUAAUUUCCAAGACCCAAAAGGAUGUCGUCAGAAGACCAACAUUUGUGUCUGCCCGGGAAGUGGCGCAGAUGAAAAGUGGGCCAGACCGUCAGCCGGCGCAGACCCUGCCAGAGCCUGCUAUCUCGAUAUUUCUUCCCCAGCAGAAGCCUCCCUCCCCACCACUGAAUGGAUAUGAGUUGUCAGAGAUCAAUAGCUAUUGCUCGGAAUAUGCCAGAGUAAGUGGGUACUUUAGAUCGACGAUGAAACACGUCAAGAUUGAAAAGAUCAAGAAGCUCAAGAAUCCACGGCUCUGGGAUUCCUUUCAAAGGAAAAAAAUGCAGAUGAAGGUCCACGAAACAAACCUGUUUUGUGCCACAGACCGCGCUCACGUGGAUUCUAUCUGUGCGAAUAAUUUUGACUGGAUCUUGCACGGGACCCCUGAAGCCACCUAUGGAAAAGGAAAUUACUUUACAAAAGAUGCCAUUACUGCCCAUAAAAGCUGCCAGUCUGAUCCCAAAAACAUGGUUAUGUUUUUUGCCCGAGUCCUGGUUGGAAAUGUUACUGAAGGAAAGCGGAGCUAUACCAGCCCUCCUCUGCUGUACGACAGCUGUGUGGAUUCAAGGGUGAAUCCUUCCAUUUUUGUCAUCUUUCAGAAAAAUCAGAUUUACCCAGAAUAUGUGAUUGAAUAUGCCGAAGCAGAUAAAGCCUGCGUGGUCAGUUAGAAAUGAUGAGUACACCAUCAUAAAGGAUGCCAUAGCCAUUCCAUCCACUUAUAAAACCGGAUUGACCCACGUAACAGUUAAACGUUUUUACAUUUUCUCGCAUACUUAUCAAGUGCCUUCUGUCAGUGGUUCCCAAACUUUGCUGCACAUGUGAAUCAUCUGGAAACAAACAAACAAACAAAAAAAUCCCAAUGUCCAGAAGGCAUCCCAUUCCAACAAAAUCACUGUUUCUGCGGGCGAGAGCCCGGCGGCGGUGUGUGUCGUAAACUUUGGGAACCACUGCCUUAGACGUAAAGAACGAUUUCGAAUACUUCUGUGAUUGCAGCAACUGCCUCUCUCCCAACUGCUCUUACAGUUGACUGUAUGGC